Molecule: messenger RNA, 688 nt
Organism: Rhagoletis zephyria (snowberry fruit fly)
Lineage: Eukaryota; Metazoa; Arthropoda; Insecta; Diptera; Tephritidae
Source: RefSeq, a predicted model, not a curated record
AUGGACGAUUGGAUCAACGACCACGACAACAUUGACGAGUUUGCCAAUGAGCUGAUGCACAAGCUCAACCAGCGGAACCAGUAUCCGAUGAACACGCAGCCCUUUGCAAAGAGUGAUCUCCACAUCAAGGACCUCUUUCGGAAGUUCACCCAAAAGGUCGCCCACCUGCAGGAGAACUUGAAUGCCAGCGCCAACCGAAUAACACAACGAGAGGCCGAGCGACGGCAGAGGCUGGUCGAUAAUCUGAGCAGUCGCUGCAAGCAAAUCGAGAAUCUAAUCAACAAUCCUGACAGUGAUCGACGAAGUGCCCUGUUCAGCUACAGCAACUACCAGAGCAUCAGUCGAACUGACAGCCUCCACCACCACCCCGAUGCGCCCACCAUUGGCUGGAACACUGGCCUGGAGGAGGAAACGGGCGCCGGCGGCGACGACGACGGAAACAGCAACCAGUCGGUGACGACGCUCAGGGAGACGCAGAGGCUGCUGUUGCAAGCUCAAGACGAAGGCCUGGACACACUCGGCAAUAUUAUAACGCGUCAGAAGUACCUCGCCCAGGGCAUUAACACGGAAAUUGAUCUCCAUAAUGAAAUACUGGAGGACAUUGGCGAGGCGAUUACCGAUACGGACGACCGCGUCACUCGCAACACGCGAAACAUUCAAGUCGUCAGCAACAAGGCGAGCACCUGCG